UCGUUCUGAUUUCUAAAUAUAAUUUCACAAGGUGGAUAAUUUGAUAAAUGCGACAAACAAAAAUAAAUUUCUUUGAAGUAGUAUCGCGAUAUAAUAUUCAUCGUGACAUCCUGUAUGCAAGACAGAUAUUCGUCUCUCUUCCCGUGCAAAUGCGUCCCCACUUCUUCAUCUUUUCAGUCGCUCGCGGUCGUCAUUGAACCUGCAGUCAGUCAGUCAGUCAGUCAGUCAGUCCAUCAAUCAGUCGCUUAGUAUAAAUACUGUUGAUAGAAAAUGUUUGACUUUUUCUGGGAAAUGUAAUGUAAGAAAGAAACAAAAAACCUACGGUUGUCGUCCGCAAACUCGAGAUAUCUCAUUUUCCCGUGAGUUUUCUUCAGGAUCUCAACGAUUUAAGUGCGUCCGAGUUUGGUAUCAAUAGGAAAAAAGGCUUGGUGUAAUUUCAAGAGAGAUACAAGCAAACGAGAGCAAGAAGAAAAACGCAACGCUCUCGCGCGAAAUGCGUUAUGCAGAUUUGCGUCGACGUUCUGUCAAGAUAGACGAUAUCACACGCAAAGUUUCUAAAUCCACGUGACCAUCGCGUCGCGUCGCGUUCACGCUUCCGGGACAAUAAUACAGCGAAGGCAAACUCUUCAUCAUGUGUAUCACGAUUCUAUUGGUAAUAUUGAUGUCCUCAACGCUCAAGGUAAAUGCCUUUAUGAAAAAUGGCAACAAUAUGGAAGCAAUCGACAACUGGAAAAAUUAUUCCGAAGUCCUGAAUCUUUCGUUAUUGUUUUACGAAGCGCAGCGUUCUGGGAAGUUGCCAAAAGACAAUAGAAUUCCAUGGCGAGGCGAUUCCGCAUUGAAUGACCGUGGUUCGAACGGCGAGGAUCUAACUGGAGGAUAUUACGAUGCUAGUGAUUUUGUAAAGUUCAACUUCCCAAUGGCUUCCGCGACGACACUUUUGGCUUGGGGUGUGAUCAGUUGGCCAGAGGCUUAUAAUAUCUCCAAUCAACUGGAUGAAAUCCAUAAAACUAUCAAAUGGGCUACAGAUUACUUCAUCAAAAGUCACGUAAGCAAGAACGUACUGUAUGGACAAGUGGGCGAUUUUAAUGCCGAUCAUGUGUUUUGGGGGAGACCGGAGGAACUGCCAAAUAACAUUGUCAGACCAGCCUACAAAAUUGAUCCGGAGCAUCCUGGUUCUGAUCUCGCCGGCGAAACGGCGGCUGCUCUCGCAGCUUCAAGCAUCGUUUUUGAGAAAAUCGAUCCUGAAUACAGUGCCGAGUGUCUCAAGCAUGCGGAAGAGCUUUAUGAAUUUGCCAAUAUUUAUCGAGGCCUUUAUCACGAAGCGAUACAAAAUGCAAAACAAUUUUACGAGAGCACGGGUUACGGCGACGAGCUGGCAUGGGCGGCUGCUUGGCUUUUCAAGGCGACCAAAAACUUCACGUAUCUCAAUGAUGCCACGAAUCAUUAUCAGGAAUUCCAUCUUGAUAAACGGCCAAAUGAAUUCUCCUUCGAUAACAAGAUCGCCGGAGUUCAGGUAUUGCUGGCUCAAUUAACAAAAGAAUUCAAGUACCAAAAAGCCGCUCGCGACUUUUGUGACUUUUCGGUGUAUAAACAGACACGCACGCCUAAAGGUCUUCUGUAUAUUAGCAAGUUGGGUACUCUUCGUCAUGCCGCUAAUGUGGCUUUCGUCUGCUUGGAAGCGACAAAUUUUACUGAAAUUGAGGACUCGUACAAAUAUUGCCAAUUUGCCAAAGAACAGAUUGAUUAUAUGCUGGGCAAAAAAACAGGAAGAAGUUAUGUGGUCGGAUACGGUAAAAAUUCACCUCAACAGCCACAUCAUGCUGCGUCUUCUUGCCCGGAUAGACCAGCAUCCUGCGGAUGGAGAGAAUUCGACAGAAACGAGGCAAAUCCACAGAUUCUUUUUGGUGCUCUAGUUUCCGGACCUAAUAAAAAAGACUUGUUUAAAGAUAUACGAGAGGAGGAUAUUUACACACAAGUCAUGGUAGACUAUAACGCUGGUUUUACUAGCGCACUCGCCGGAUUGCUGUAUUGCAGUUGAAGAGCAUUAUUUAAUUAUUAAAAAAAAAAAUUAAUUUUUUGUAGUUGUAAUUAACAUAUAAGAAACGUAGAAAUAUUUCUGUGUUAAAAAUUAAACAAAUUUUUUGUUGCGUAUUUUUUUAUGAAAUAGAUAUAUUUUAUAAAUAUUUGUCAAAAAUAUAUAUUUAAUUUAAUUUUACAUGAUUUAUAAAUUUAAUUUUAUGUUAAUUUAAAGUAGAGAUAGCGUUGCAAUUGAAAUAACAUUACAUUUUCUAAAGCGUUGGAAUAGAAAUAUGCUUAGAUGGAAGGAAUUAUCGAUUAUAGUCUACUAUGACAGCCAUACAUAAGCAAAAACACAGAAAAAAAAAAACAGAGAAUAAACAACUUAUAAUAAAUAAUCUAAUUAAUUAUUAAUUUUUUACAUUGGCUAAUUUAUGCCCAAAUAUGAUGUGCUCUCUGGUUAUAUAUAUAAUUAAACUGUACAGUUUCUUUUAAUAAAUCAUAUAAAAAAA
Molecule: messenger RNA, 2528 nt
Organism: Cataglyphis hispanica
Lineage: Eukaryota; Metazoa; Arthropoda; Insecta; Hymenoptera; Formicidae
Product: endoglucanase A-like
Exons: 8
Coding region: 632-2038 (468 amino acids)
Biological process (GO): carbohydrate metabolic process
Molecular function (GO): hydrolase activity, hydrolyzing O-glycosyl compounds
Source: RefSeq, a predicted model, not a curated record